ACAUCACUGGUGCCCGCCGAUUAUCACGACUUUCUAUUCUGUCUUGGCGCCUCAGCCGCAAAUAAACAACGCCAAGAGCUCAUAAAAACAGACACCACAGGACUGACAGACUGGCUGGCUGGCUUCGAAUCUCACAGUACAUAUAACAGCUACUUGGGAUAUUUAUUUACAUCCCACUCAAACAAAAAAAAACCACCAAAGGAUUCCGGGCAACCGCCUUCUUAUGCGUCGGACACUUUUCAUGAUGAGCAACAUUACUAACAACACUUCGAAACGGUUCUUUGCGCCGCUGAAAGAGCCCUUCACGGCGGCCGGCUCUCAACUGCGCAAGCUGGAGGGUGUGGUCUUUGAUAUGGACGGGACAUUAUGCGAACCCCAAACCUACAUGUUCGCACUCAUGCGCUCCGCCCUCUCCAUCCCCAAAUCCACCGACAUCCUCGACCACAUCUACUCCCUCCCCACCCCCUCCGCCCAAGCCACCGCCAUGGAAUCCAUCCGGUCCAUCGAGCGCGAAGCCAUGGUCACCCAAGUCGCCCAGCCGGGUCUGGUGACGCUCAUGUCCUACCUCGACGCGCGCGGGAUCCGCAAGGGCAUCUGCACCCGCAACUUUGACGCGCCCGUGAACAACCUGAUUGAAAAGUUCCUGACCGGGUCCGUGUUUCAUCCCAUUGUGACCAGGGAGUUUCGCCCGCCGAAACCGGAUCCGGCGGGUAUCUUGCACAUUGCCAAGGCGUGGGGGCUGGCGAGACGGGCGGGCGCGGGGGAGAGCGGUGUGCCGGAGGUGGGCGAGGAGGAGCAUGAGAGUGCUGCUGCUGCUGCUGCUAGGACGGAGACGACGACGACGAAUGGGGCAAGUACAGAAGAGGGUCUGAAAAAGACAGAGGAAGGGGAGUGGGUGGCGGAUGCGAGUGGGCUGAUUAUGGUGGGGGAUAGUAUUGAUGAUAUGACGGCUGGACGGAGGGCGGGGGCCAAGACCGUCUUGUUGGUUAAUGAUGUGAAUAGGCACUUGGUGGAUCACGAGCAUACGGACUUGGUGAUCGAGAGGUUGGAUCAGUUGGUUGAGGUUUUGGAGGAGGGGUUGUUGUGAAGGGUGAAUGGGGAGAAUCCGAGAAUCGAGUUUGACUAGUAGCGAGAAGAAAAGGUUGAGAGGAGAUGACGGAUGAUAUCCAGACGAAACAACAGUUCUUUUUAUCAGUUGUUUUGCUUGGAUAUCUCACAACAAAUUACUUCAUGCGCCCACUGAUAUACCUAGAUACCCAUCAUAGACAGUACUCAUUCUCCGAACAAAUGCAAAACGGACAAGACAUAGUUUCCAUUCUGAGAAA
Neurospora crassa OR74A is the source of this 1325-nucleotide messenger RNA. Its product is annotated as HAD superfamily hydrolase. The transcript is spliced from 2 exons. Bases 224 to 1087 code for a protein of 287 amino acids. NCBI's taxonomy places the organism in Eukaryota, Fungi, Ascomycota, Sordariomycetes, Sordariales, Sordariaceae. The record is from RefSeq and is a predicted model, not a curated record.